Molecule: messenger RNA, 1991 nt
Organism: Belonocnema kinseyi
Lineage: Eukaryota; Metazoa; Arthropoda; Insecta; Hymenoptera; Cynipidae
Product: esterase E4-like
Exons: 8
Coding region: 313-1686 (457 amino acids)
Source: RefSeq, a predicted model, not a curated record
ACGGUCUGACAGGGCGCUGGCCUUGGCCCUCUUAGACGGACUCGAUUGCAAAAAUUUCAAAGAUUCAUCGAAGUGGUCUGGCUCGACCCUCUCAGACGGUCUCUGUUGAAAAUGGGAAGUGCUAUCGUAACAGUGUAUGGUGUAAUCCUCAGCAGACAGAAAUGAUUGGGAAAACCUAAAAGAAUAUUAAAGUUUGCAGGAAAGUUUUGUCUUGAAGUCAGAAUGACACAUGUCUAGGACCCCCAACCUCCAAAAAUCUGGGAUGGAGUUCGAGAUGCUUCAGAGGAAGGGGGGGUUUCAGCACAAAUUUCUAUGGUUAAUAAUCAACCAGUUGGUGGCGAUGACUGUCUCUAUCUGAACGUGACCACUAAAAAUUUGUCAGAAAAAAAACCAGUAAUGGUCUGGAUUCAUGGAGGAGGUUUUACCACUGGUUCGGCUGGUGCAAAAUUACACAGGCCGGACUAUUUUCUUCAACAUGAUAUUGUCUUUGUUUCGAUUAAUUACCGCCUUGGGAUCCUAGGAUUCCUAAACAUGAAUAUAGAUUGUUGCGCAGGAAACCAGGGUCUAAAGGAUCAAGUUUUAGCUUUAAAUUGGGUUCAGGAAAAUAUUGAAAAUUUUGGUGGUGAUAAAAACAAUGUUACCAUUUUUGGUGAAUCUGCGGGUGGUGUAUCGAUUCAUUAUCUCUGCAUCUCACCUUUAGCUAAAGGCUUAUUUCACAAAGCAAUUAUCCAGAGUGCGGCUGCCAAUAAUCCUUGGGCUUUUCAAUUUUCUAAUAAAGAAUACGCUAUAAAAUUAGCUGCUAAAUUAGGAAAUUCAUCGAGUAAUCCUGAAGAAACGGUAAAGUUUCUCCAGACCCUAGCUGCACAAGACAUUGUUGUGGCCCAAAAGAAAGUUUUUGUAAACAAAGCAAAGGUUUUAGACUUUCUUUUUGUACCAACUGUUGAUGAUAACAGCUCAAAUCCAUUUUUACCAAAACCAUUAAAUGAGACGUUAGAAAAUGGCAUCGAUGUUCCUGUCAUAAUUGGCUACACCUCCGAUGAAGGAAUACUUACGUUAGCGGAUGGUGACUCUGAAUCUGAUGAAUUUUACCAGAAUUGUGACAAGACUUUUGAAACAGAUUUAGCCAGCGACUUCAAACUGAAAUCAAGUACCCUAGUAUGUCAUUUGUCGAAAGAGGUUAAAAAUUAUUACUUUAAGGGUAAUCCAGUAACGAAAAAAGAUCAAGCUGCUCUUAUUCAAUACAAAAGCGACGUAAACUUUGUGAAUGGAAUUAUGCAAAUGUUAGAUAUACAAUGUCAGAAAAACACGCCAACUUAUCUUUAUAAAUACUCACAUAAUCCAGAAAUUUCCCUGGUACAGAUGGCAUUCAAUUUAAAGGUGAAAGGGGCCUGCCAUGCCGAUGAUCUAACUCAUCUCUUUUACAUGACUACUUUCAAUGCUAGGUUACAACUAAAAUGUGGUACAACUGACUAUUUAUUGAUGGAACAUAUGACAAAAAUGUGGACAGACUUUGCGAAAACAGGGAAUCCAACUUCUAGUGGAGCUGUCAAUAUAAAGUGGCCUCCAUAUAUUUCUGAGCAGAAAUCUUGUCUUCAAAUUAAAAAGGAUUUAGAAAUUAUUGAGAAUUUCGAAGAAGAAUCGUGGAAAUUCUGGAAGCCUAUAUUAAAUAAAUAUAAAUUGUUUUAAUUUCAAAGUAUAAUAUAUAUUUUAGUAUUAAAGUCUUUGACGAAUUUCUUAAUGUUAAUACAUUCAAAGGAAUAAUUAUUUUUCAAAAAUACUUAGUGAUAUUAAGUUUGCUAAGAUGACAGUACAACGAUUUUAAUCAAAAACCCGAUGAAAUUCUUUUUUAAAUGCGAUAAAGGAACCAUGGAAGAUCUUUUCAAGUGAUAUUAAUCUAUAAACCUAAAAGACCUAACUUCUAAAUAUGCUGUAUGUGUAAUAAAGCUUAGUAGCGCAACGUUGCUAAAUAAAGGAAUAUCAAUUUCCUAUUA